This is a messenger RNA of Saccharomycopsis crataegensis, 2823 nucleotides long. RefSeq names its product She4p (gene SHE4). The record is from RefSeq and is a predicted model, not a curated record. Lineage: Eukaryota; Fungi; Ascomycota; Saccharomycetes; Ascoideales; Saccharomycopsidaceae. Bases 1 to 2823 code for a protein of 940 amino acids. Gene Ontology annotation, molecular function: Hsp90 protein binding. The transcript has a single exon. Gene Ontology annotation, cellular component: cytoplasm.
AUGGAUAUUUCCUCGGUGAUGGACAAAUUUGAUUCUCUUGAGAUCAAAGACGUCUCAAAAGAGUUUCAAGAUGAAGAGGAGAUCAUCACAUUUAUUGACCAUAUCUUCGAGUCUCCACAAUACUUGAAAAAUCGCUCCACUUGCAAGAAAACCCAUCAGUUAUUACUCCAUAUUUCAAAUAACGAUGCACUCUACGGGAAUUCAAAAAUUAGAAGAAUCAUAUUGGAUAAUAUAAUAUCCAAAGGCUUUAAUGUGGUCAAAAAGGUGUACUAUGAAGAAGGGAAAGUAGAUCAUUCUAAGGAUUUGAUGAUUGUGAGUUUGAUAAUGAAGUUACUAGACUCUUUGAAGAUAGAGAGCAGCGAAAAACAGAAACUCUGUCAGGAAUUAAAGGAUAAAUCCAUAGAAUUAUUGAAAUUUCAAUCCAAGAAACUUCUUGUCCAAGACACAAAUAAUGAUGAUCUUGAGGGCAUAUAUUUUGAUUUCGUCCUCUGGUAUUUGCUAUUCAACAAGUAUAUUUCUUAUUUGACCAUUAACGACUACGAAUCAAUAAUCCCACUAAUCAUGUCUUUUGGUCAUCUUUUAAAUGAUGAUUUAUCGGGUACAUAUGACAAAACAUUAAAUGGUGGAAAAAGUGCUCAGGUGCUGAAAGAGUUCAAUAAGAUUUACAGAAUGAUUUUUGUCAGAUUCUCAUCCCUCAAUGUUGCGGUAACUGCCAAGGACUCCCAAGCACCAAUCAAUGACAUCAUUUAUGACGAAAUUGAAACAUAUAUUAUAUUACAAGGAACUGGCUCCAAUGUAGCAGAAGAUGUUCAAGGAGACUGGAAAAAAUUGUUGGGAUUCUUGAAGAAUUAUCAACUUAUUGUUCAAGUUUUCCCAAAAGACUUCUCAAUUAUGAUUUUCCAAUCUGAUAUGUUUCUAAAUUUUCUCAAUCACAUAAUUAGAAAACUUCUCAAAAGUUUCACCCUAGCAUCAAUACUACAGAAGGCGCAGGUCGAAUUGAUUAUCAAUAUCAUGGUGAUAUUUGAGUAUAUUUCAAUUGAUGAAGGGUGUAUUGUGUUGAUUAUAAAGAAUCAUUUGUAUUUGAUUUUGGAACUUUGUCGUAUUCCGAUUGCUAAAGAUUUCAGCGGGGGGUUAAUUGUCUCCUUGGCCAGUUUAUUGGUUAUUAAAUGUUGGAACUCGUAUCAACAGUUGAAGAUCAAUGAUGCAUCAAAUAAUCCUCAAACUCAAAAUAAAAUACGAGAAUUGACAGAAAAUGAGGCGAAAAUUCCUAAUGAUCUUGAUUUGGGUGAGUUUUAUGGUAUUUUUGUGGAAAGUCUAUUAAGAGAUAACAGAAAUAAAUAUGUCGAAAAGUAUUCGAUUGAAGGAUUGGCCUUUAUCAGUUUGAAAGUAAAAUUUAAGAAAAAAUUAAGACAUAAUUUACUAUUAAUUGAAAAAUUUGCCAGAAUCUUGACAGAGCAGGUGGAGGUUUUGAAAAAUAUUGAUAGAAUGUCCAUUGACGACACUUCGCUAGUGGAUGAAUCCACUCCAUUAAGCAGCGAAUUUGUUUAUGGUAUAACUAUCUUAGUCUCUAAUAUUUCUACUUUCAACUCCAAAUUAUCAAAAGAAGAACAAUCAAUUGAAUACUUGAAAAACUAUUCCAAUGCAAAUACCAUCAUUAACAAUGAUGAGCGAAUUAAAAAUAAGAAGCUUGGAGUACAAGAAAAAGAUGAUGAUGAAGAUAUUAUGAUAUUUUUACAAAAGAUAAUGCAGACCAAAAAAUUAGAUUUUAUCUCAUGUUUUACUAAGAUAUUCAAAUCGAUGACAACAAAUAUUCAAGAUCAGUUGAUUAAAAUUAUUUACAAUAUGUCGCUUCAAAAAAAAUUUAGGGUGGAGCUUGUCAAACAAGGGGCCCUUAAUUUGGUAAUCGAAUAUCUCAUUGGUGAUGAAGAGAAUUUUAUAAAAUCAGUGAAGCAGUCAAAUAAUAAGGAACUGGGGAAAGAUGCACGAUACGAUAAUUAUAUGCGGUUAUUUGCUUUGCGUGCACUCACCAAAAUCUUGAUUUCCAAUAAUCCAAACUUGGUGUUCCACAAGUAUAGUGUGUUGGUGACUAUUCCUUUCUUGUGUGAGCUCCUUGAUGAUGGAACUAAUUAUGUUGAUAAUGGCUCCCAAGAGGUAAAGUUGCUUCAUGGUUUUAUUAGCAAGUUAGUUAAGCCUUUGGAUAUUUUUGAAGCUUUGCUCUCAUUGACAAACAUUGCAUCGUUGGAAGAUAUGAAGGUGAAAGAAGCUAUAUGUAACAAGUCUUGGGAGUAUCUUGAGAUUUUCAUAUUGGAUGUAAAUGAAAAUAUUCAGCAAGGCUGCUUGGAAUUAAUUUCCAAUUUGAUUUUCUGUCCAAUUUGCACCGCAAAGUUUUUUAACCUCGAGAAUUCUGAUUCGAAGAAAAGAUUUGAGAUCCUUGUGAAGUUGGUGAACUCUAGCAAUAUCAAAAUUCAGAUCACUGCUUUGACAAUUAUUGUCAAUGCUUCCGAGUAUGAGAUGGUUGCAGAGUUAUUGUAUAAUAUUAAAGAGCUAUUUGAGAAACUUGUGGGGAUUUUAAACAAUUUGCAAGAGUACUACGAAUCUGAGGACGAAUCCAGCGUGAAUGAGUUAUUGAUUAGACUCGUCUACUUGAUUUUGAACAUUGUUGAGGCGGUGAAAUCAGAUCCUAAAAAGCUUGAAAUCAUCAAGAAUUACAACUUUUCGGGAAAAUCUCUCAAAUCAGGUAUCGAUAGCACGCUUCGUUUUGUUAAGGACGAGGAAAUUCUCGCGAUUAUUAUUGAAAUUUGUAAAUCACUCCGUUAUAUAUAA